Messenger RNA from Trichogramma pretiosum, 991 nucleotides. RefSeq lists its product as uncharacterized. Gene Ontology annotation, cellular component: nucleus. Gene Ontology annotation, molecular function: RNA polymerase II cis-regulatory region sequence-specific DNA binding; DNA-binding transcription factor activity, RNA polymerase II-specific. The transcript has 3 exons. The coding region runs from base 52 to 822 and encodes 256 amino acids. Lineage: Eukaryota; Metazoa; Arthropoda; Insecta; Hymenoptera; Trichogrammatidae. The record is from RefSeq and is a predicted model, not a curated record. Gene Ontology annotation, biological process: sex differentiation; regulation of transcription by RNA polymerase II.
CGCUGGCGCGCACGAGCUCUAGUUUUAUCGACGAUUUUUCCUUCAUCAAUCAUGGAAGAUUACGAUUCCGUGUCCUCCGAAGGCUCGUACUCGCCCGUGGCCAAGCUCCGAAUUCCGCCAUCGACGCCGUCGCCACCUUCCUCCUCCUCCCUGUCAUCGUCGUCGGGCCGGGCGCGAUCGCCGAAAUGCGCUCGCUGUCGAAAUCACGGGGUCGUGUCGAGCUUGAAGGGCCACAAGCGCUCCUGCGCCUGGAAGGACUGCCAGUGCGCCUGCUGUCUCCUGGUGGUCGAGCGUCAGCGAGUGAUGGCGGCCCAGGUGGCACUGCGCCGACAGCAGCAGGCCCGCGACCAGCUCGAGUUCCAGGCGCGGAUGAGCGAUCAGAGCCAGGGCGGAAGGCAGAGAGCCGUGGCCGCUUAUCAGAGGAGAUCGAGGAACUUUCAGAGGCACAGGGCUCAGCUGCAGAGCCGAGGAUCGCUCGGAGUCGUCGGCUCGCUCGUGGGAACGGCGGCUGCGUCCUCGACGCGAUUCGCUUGUUUGACGCGCGUUUCGGAACAUCGAUCGUCCAACGACGGACAAAGCUUGCCAAACAGUACCCCGUUACCGAUCACGAAUCUAUCGAACUUCUGUCCCGCUGCCACGGCGAUCCCCAAUUGGCUCUCCUGCUUUCCGAUCGUCAAAUCUACGCAGAAAUAUUUCGACAACGCUAGCGGCAACAGUUACGAAAGACAACGAAACUGCUUCCAGGGACCUAGUCAAAGACCACAAAAUAGCAAAAAAUUAAACAUCUCAUUCAGCAUAGAAUCGAUCAUGGGAUUGAAAUGAUUAUGCGUGUUACAGUUGUGUUUCGAAUUGUAAAUAGUAUAAAUGUAUGAAUUAAUAUUGAGUGCCUUUUUAGAGUUACAUUUAAGUUUGUUUUGUAUAUACCGAGAGAUUAUAAUUUAUUAAAUAUGAAGACGUUAUGAAUAAAUGAAAGCCAAAUUUAAAAAAAAAU